GCUCUGCAUAGUCUUCAUAAUUAUUCCCACAACAUGAAAACAAAUCAGGCCAUGAAUUUUCGCGUUCGAUUGACCAGGUUGCGGAAGCGUAGACCCCACAAUUAAAUGCUCGCCCACGUGCAAAACCCAUCUGCCAAGCCGCGUUAAAUCCUCUCAUGCUCUGCCGACACGUCAGUCGAUUUCCUUCGCCGCCGAUUCGGACUUCUCGGCCCAGCGUCACCUGGCCACGGAGAGCUUUGUACUCGUCGUCUUCUGUGACUCUCAAACGUUACACCAAAAUGGAAAUUAAACCACCCGUGUUCGAGCCCUUGCAGGAUGCGCAUGCACCCAACACCUGCCAGUCCACUGUGCGGACGCACAGAGGAGACUUCCUGGUACAAGUGGCAUGGCCUCUCAAAUGGAACGAGGACCGAACCCCUCCUGAGGACGAAAAGAUCACUGCCAAGGAUAUACCAUCAAUCUACCUCACUGAUGGAAAUGCCUACUUCUCCACCACUGUGGACGUAGUCCGCCGCCUUGAGUACACCCACAACGCCCGUUGCAUAGUCGUGGGCAUUGGCUACCCCAUGCCGCCAGCCCGCGCCGUUUACGACUUCCGGCGCGGGCCAGACCUGACGCCGCCCUCGCGCGACGGCACGUACGACGCGCCCCUGGACCGCAACGGGAAGCCCCGCACGGAUAUCAAGUUCGGCGAGGCGGAUGACUUCCUGGACUUUAUCCGGGAGGACGUGAUGAAGCACUACGUGCAGGGCGUCCUCUUCCCGCACCUCGAGGGCCGGUGGGGCCGCAAGGCGCUGCUGGGCCACAGCUACGGCGGGAUCUUCACGCUCAACGCGCUCUACACCCACCCGGAAACGUGGGACACGUACUUGGCCGCGAGCGCGGACGUCGAGUUCAACAAAUGCAAGUUUGUGAGCGAGCAGGAGGCGUCGUUCCGCGCCCGAAAGCUCGACUUCAGCCCACCGCCGGCGCUGCUCGUUACUUAUGGCGAGGAGGCGCAGGACAUGGUACGGCGGCCUGGGGAGACGGAUGCGCGGUUCGAUAAGAGGCAGCGGUGUGCUGAGCUUCCAGGCAUCCGGAAGGCGGUGGAGGGGCUGGUACAGAGGUUCGAGGGCCAUCCGAACCUGAGGGCACUGGAGGUAAGGUCGUUUCUGGGGGAAGAUCAUGGCUCGGCUGCGCUCCCGGGAUUCCAGCACGGCGUCAUGGAAUUCUUGACCGGAGACUUGUAAUUCGGCACAUGAUCAUGGAAGGAGGCCAUUCUGAGAAGCACAGGUUUAUUCACCUCAAUGUUGAUUGCUGCAAGUCUGUAGACAUUAGAUACACUAAUAACGCCGUUGCUACGAGGCGCAAGCCUAUCCAAAUUCACACUGACUUUAAAUUGAA
Diaporthe batatas is the source of this 1383-nucleotide messenger RNA. RefSeq lists its product as uncharacterized. Lineage: Eukaryota; Fungi; Ascomycota; Sordariomycetes; Diaporthales; Diaporthaceae. The record is from RefSeq and is a predicted model, not a curated record. The transcript has 2 exons. The coding region runs from base 156 to 1229 and encodes 357 amino acids. Gene Ontology annotation, molecular function: hydrolase activity, acting on ester bonds.